UUAUCCCAUUUGAAAUAUUACAUCCAUAACGAGUUAUUUUAAAUCAGAAAGUGAUAUUGGUUGCAAAUAAUUACAUUUAUAUUUUAAAAAGAAAUAAUGCUCAACAUUUGAGAUUAAAACAACUUGGUCGUUUAUUUUGCAGUGGGAAUUCCAGGGAAUGAGUCCUCUCCAGAAGUAUACUUAGAGUAUCAUAUUGGGAAAAACCUAUGGAAAUACUGUUCUCCGGUCAUGAUAGUAUUGGGCACCAUUGGGAACAUCUUCUCCAUCGUUGUUCUUCUUCAAAAAUCUAUGCGCCGCCAAACGACGGUCAUGUAUUUGGUGGCCCUGUCCUUUAAUGAUAUGGCUGUUCUCUACAUAGGCCUUUUGCGAUACUGGAUCUUGGUAACUUUUGAAAUUGAUGUCCGCCACUUCAGCGAGUUUCUCUGUAAAGUUCAUAUAUGGUUGGUCUAUGUCACUGUGGACACCUCGGCAUGGAUUCUAGUAGUCGUAUCUUUUGAACGACUUGCAUUGGUAUGGUAUCCACAUAUUACGAAGUCAGUCUGUACAAGAACAACAGCCAUAUCAAUUCUAGUAGCAGUAGUUGGAACGUUAAUGCUAAUUAAUUCCCAUAUAAUGUACGGUAUAGGCGAUGUUAUGAAGGUUGAAAACAAUCAAACUACAUUGCUGCAAUGUUUCUUCGAGCACGAAGAUUAUCAAAGGUUUUAUGUCAGCAUCUGGCCUUGGAUUGAUUUAGCUAUUUUUAACGCAAUUCCAUUUUCAAUAAUUUUAUUUUGUAAUAUUUGCAUUCUUUCAAACCUUUAUAAAAGAAAACAAAAAUUAAACACAGCAGUUGCUCCGCAGGGGAUAAAAAAGAGCAAGGUCCAAUCUCUAACAAUAACCCUCAUUGCAUUGAAUACCACUUUUCUCAUUUCAAGUACCCCGGUCUCCAUUUAUCUUGCUUUUUACGAAACAUUUUCCGCCGACACUUCAAGCUACACAACUGCCCGCCUCGUUUUGGCAUGGGCUAUCACAAAUCUAGUCAUGUUCAUGAACAACACGAUAAACUUCCUGCUUUACUGUGUUGUCGGAGAAAACUUCAGACGAGAGUGUCGACGUCUCCUCACACGUCUGAAAGGUCAACCAGGGUCAGAAGCAACUGUAAUGCAAUCCACCCUCGUCGAAAAUUAGCCGUUUAACACCGACUUUUGAUUUUUUAAUAUAAUUAAUAAAGAUUAUUAUGUCAUGCUUAUAAAAAGGUACAUUUAGAUAUUCGCCAAAAGCAAUCAAAUAGUCUACAUGUAAAUUGUUGAUAAUUGAUUUUACUGUACAUACACACUUACUUUGUAAAAUUGCCACUAGAUUACAUGUAUGUAUUGCUGUUGUGGAGAAACCUUAGCAAUGCACAAGAAGAGCUGAUACAAACAGCUCACAAGUACACGGCCAUUAAGUCAGUGUUGUUCAGCAGAGAUUGUUUUUCAAUGUUUAUUGCUAAAAAUGUAUUGCUGUUGUUUAUAUAUUGUUCUAUACUUGGCUAUUCCCUUCAUAAUUAUCUUCAUGUAUUGAUUACUGUUUAAUAAACUGGUAUUGUGUUGCUGUGUUAUAAAAAAUUAAUGUUCUGAUUUUAUAAUUAUAUAUAGCUUUCAUAGUUAUUUUCAAAUUUGUUUUCCUCCAUAAU
Magallana angulata is the source of this 1654-nucleotide messenger RNA. Its product is annotated as FMRFamide receptor-like. Bases 229 to 1167 code for a protein of 312 amino acids. Gene Ontology annotation, molecular function: G protein-coupled receptor activity. NCBI's taxonomy places the organism in Eukaryota, Metazoa, Mollusca, Bivalvia, Ostreida, Ostreidae. Gene Ontology annotation, biological process: G protein-coupled receptor signaling pathway. Gene Ontology annotation, cellular component: plasma membrane. The transcript has a single exon. The record is from RefSeq and is a predicted model, not a curated record.